CCGAAAUGAGCUCAAACGGCCAGCCGUCUGAACACGCUGCCACCAGGGGCGCGCCGGAGUGGAUGACUUUCAGCCAAGGAUUGUUAUUGAAAGAUGAAACACUGCCAAACAUUACUGUCAUAAAACAACCUCCUAAAUCAAGAUUCUUCGUGACUUCGGUGUCGAGUGCAGACCCACAGGACUGAGACCCAAUUCGUAUUUGAUAUUCGUGAGAUCAUUAAAUAACGUUAGUUGGCAGUGGAGUUCUGAGGGAAAGGCUUACUGGUCCGCUGUGGUGGAAUCUUACAAAAACCGACAUCAUCGUUUAACUUUAGAACGAGGUGUAAAUCCACGUGAUCAUCACCAUGGCGACGGCAUCUGCAGAGCUGGAGCUCGAACAGAAGGAACCACUGAACGAAGGAGGGCGCCCCAGCGCUGGGGACGGAAAGGGCGACUCUGACGUUUCAAAAGACAAUGAAAUAUCGAUGCAAGAAUUCCGAGGUAAAAUGGCCACAGAAGGUACCAAUGGAAAGACACAAACCGAUGCGGAGGCAGGCGAUUCAUCGCAUAAAACAGGAUUCGGAGGUUCGUGGAAAUGCUGUAUUAUACUCACGGUAGGACUACUAGUAGCGAUUGUUUUUACGAUCGUCGUGGCAGUGCUUAGUAGUCAAAACGCCCAUCAUAAACAGGGCAUGCCGUCAGAGGGCGCUUCAGACCCGUUGUCCAGUGUGUACCAACAUGCAGCUGUUGUGACGGACACAGAGAUAUGUUCAAUCAUGGGGAAAGAAAUCUUGGAGCGGGGUGGCUCGGCUGUGGACGCUCUCAUUACAUCGCAGCUAUGUAUCGGCCUUGUGAAUGCUCAGAGCUCUGGUCUGGGCGGCGGCUUCUUCAUGGUCAUUUAUGACGCAGCCAGCAAAUCGUCUCACUUCAUCGAUGCCAGAGAGACGGCGCCCUCAGGGGCCAAUUGGGGUUUCGUCACUCAUCGACUUGCAACUGGCUCGCAGACGGGUAUCAAUUCAACAGCUAUUCCUGGAGAAGUGCGCGGUCUAUGGGACGCUCACCAAAAGUAUGGAAAGCUACCGUGGGAGGAUCUGUUUAAACCAGUGAUUGAACUGGCUGAAAAAGGAUACCGUGCUACUUCGCAUCUCGAGGAUACGUUACGGAAGAUGGUGGAGGUUAAACCGCUGAGCGAAUAUGAGGGACAAUGGGACAUCUACUUAAAUGAAGAUGGAAGCUAUAAACGCGAAGGGGAUCUAGUAAAAAAUAUCGCCCUGGCAAACACACUGCGUGCAAUAUCAGUGAAUGGAUCAGACGAAUUCUACACCGGAGCGACGGCAAUGAAAAUAGUUGACGAAGUGCAGGAAUUAGGCGGCAUCCUGACAAUGAGGGAUCUUAGCAGUUAUUCAACCCGAUCAGGUCCGGCAGUGACGUCACCUGUCGGUGAGGAUAUGAUAUUACUAGCGCCCCCAUCGCCGUCAGGGGGUCCAGUGCUACAGUUUAUUGUCAACGUCAUGCAGUCAUUUAAUUUAACACAUGAAGAUUUUAUACCUGGUCCGAAUCUGGUCACAACUUAUCACCGAUUUCUAGAAGCCAGUCGCUUUGGGUUCGGUUUGAGAAGUAGGAUAGGGGAUAAGGAAACCCCAGAUGUACAGCAGGCAUUAGAUGCCCUUGGAUCUCUUGAGUAUGCCCGUCAAGUAGCGGCUUCAAUUCCUACUAACCGUGUUUAUUCUACGAACUCAAGCUAUUACAACGUCAUACCCCAAGUUACCACUACCCUAGGCGGUACGAGUCACGUUAGUGUACUCGCAGAAAAUGGCGAUGCGGCAUCAUCUACUACAUCUGUCAAUUACAGAUUUGGGAGUAAGGUCCGCUCACCGUCUACAGGCAUCAUUUACAACAACGACAUGUCCGAUUUUAGCUACGAUCCUACUUCCCCUAAUUAUGUCGCUCCUGGGAAGCGCCCUCUCUCGUCGAUGUCUGGUUCUAUAGUUGUCGGCAAAGAUGGUCACGUGAGGUUGGUGGAGGGGAGCGCGGGAAGCAAGAAAAUCAUUACGAUGAAUGCGUGGGUUAUUUUAAGUACGAUGCUAGGUCAGAUGCCCCUCUCACAAGCUAUCGACGGAAAGCUGAUUCACGCUGAGCUAAGACCCGAAAUAUAUGAAGUUUAUGAGAGUGGUUUUGAUCAGGACAUGAUUGAUCAGCUGACGGCACUGGGCCAUGACUUGAACGAGCAGACAACGAUAUAUGGUGUUAUACAAGGUAUACUGAAAUCAGACGAAACCAUUUUUGCGUAUUCAGACCCCCGGAAAGGAGGAAAAUCUUCAGGGUACUGAGAACGGACUGAAUUAGAAACGUAGUCUUCUUCUUUGCCAUUUUUCUUGUCAUUUACCUGAGGGUUGGGGGAGGGGGGGGGGGG
Lytechinus variegatus (green sea urchin) is the source of this 2392-nucleotide messenger RNA. RefSeq names its product glutathione hydrolase 1 proenzyme-like. Lineage: Eukaryota; Metazoa; Echinodermata; Echinoidea; Temnopleuroida; Toxopneustidae. Gene Ontology annotation, cellular component: plasma membrane. Gene Ontology annotation, biological process: glutathione catabolic process. Gene Ontology annotation, molecular function: glutathione gamma-glutamate hydrolase. The record is from RefSeq and is a predicted model, not a curated record. The transcript has 12 exons. Bases 345 to 2309 code for a protein of 654 amino acids.